This is a messenger RNA of Pipistrellus nathusii (Nathusius's pipistrelle), 1839 nucleotides long. The record is from the annotation of a GenBank genome assembly. NCBI's taxonomy places the organism in Eukaryota, Metazoa, Chordata, Mammalia, Chiroptera, Vespertilionidae.
AUGGCGGCUCAGGCGGCAGCAGCGGCCCAGGCAGCCGCGGCCCAGGCGGCGCAGGCCGAAGCGGCCGAGUCAUGGUACCUGGCACUUCUGGGCUUCGCCGAGCACUUCCGCACGUCCAGCCCGCCCAAGAUCCGCCUGUGUGUGCACUGCCUGCAGGCUGUGUUCCCCUUCAAGCCGCCUCAGCGCAUCGAGGCCCGCACGCACCUGCAGCUCGGCUCCGUGCUCUACCACCAUACCAAGAACAGCGAACAGGCGCGCAGCCACCUGGAGAAAGCGUGGUUGAUAUCACAGCAAAUCCCACAGUUUGAAGAUGUUAAAUUUGAAGCAGCAAGUCUUUUGUCUGAAUUAUACUGUCAAGAGAAUUCCGUUGAUGCAGCAAAGCCACUGUUGCGGAAAGCGAUCCAGAUAUCGCAGCAGACCCCAUACUGGCACUGCCGCCUGCUCUUCCAGCUUGCUCAACUGCACACCCUUGAGAAGGACCUGGUGUCAGCCUGCGACCUCCUAGGUGUGGGAGCUGAAUAUGCACGGGUGGUGGGAUCCGAGUAUACACGGGCACUGUUCCUGCUCAGCAAAGGGAUGCUGCUGCUGAUGGAACGCAAGUUGCAGGAAGUCCACCCACUGCUGACGCUCUGUGGACAGAUUGUCGAGAACUGGCAGGGAAAUCCUAUCCAGAAGGAGUCUUUACGUGUCUUUUUCCUUGUGCUCCAGGUGACACACUACCUGGAUGCAGGGCAGGUGAAAAGCGUGAAGCCAUGCCUGAAGCAGCUGCAGCAGUGCAUUCAGACCAUCUCUACUCUGCAUGACGAUGAGAUUUUGCCCAGCAACCCCGCUGACCUCUUCCACUGGCUGCCCAAGGAGCACAUGUGUGUGCUUGUCUACUUGGUGACUGUGAUGCACUCCAUGCAGGCUGGCUACCUGGAGAAGGCGCAGAAGUACACAGACAAGGCACUCAUGCAGCUGGAGAAGCUUAAGAUGCUCGACUGCAGCCCCAUCCUAUCCUCCUUCCAAGUGAUCCUGCUUGAGCACAUCAUCAUGUGCAGGCUUGUCACAGGACAUAAGGCCACCGCACUACAGGAGAUCUCACAGGUCUGCCAGUUGUGCCAACAGUCACCCCGGCUCUUCUCCAACCAUGCUGCACAGCUACACACGCUGCUGGGCCUGUACUGUGUCUCCGUCAACUGCAUGGACAAUGCAGAAGCCCAGUUCACCACAGCCCUGCGGCUCACCAACCACCAGGAGCUAUGGGCCUUCAUCGUAACCAACCUGGCCAGUGUGUAUAUACGGGAAGGAAAUAGACACCAAGAGUUAUACAACUUGUUGGAGAGGAUCAACCCAGACCACAGCUUCCCUGUCAGCUCUCACUGCCUUCGAGCAGCGGCUUUCUACGUGCGAGGGCUCUUCUCCUUCUUCCAGGGACGCUACAAUGAGGCCAAGCGAUUUCUGCGAGAAACUCUGAAGAUGUCCAAUGCAGAGGACUUGAACCGGCUCACAGCCUGCUCUCUGGUGCUUUUGGGCCACAUUUUCUACGUGUUGGGGAACCACAGGGAGAGUAACAACAUGGUGGUGCCCGCCAUGCAGCUGGCCAGCAAGAUCCCAGACAUGUCCGUUCAGUUGUGGUCGUCAGCCCUGCUAAGAGACCUGAACAAGGCCUGCGGGAAUGCCAUAGAUGCCCAUGAAGCCGCCCAGAUGCACCAGAACUUCUCUCAGCAGCUGCUCCAGGACCACAUCGAGGCCUGCAGCCUCCCCGAGCAUAACCUUAUCACGUGGACAGAUGGCCCGCCGCCCGUGCAGUUCCAAGCUCAGAAUGGACCUAACACCAGCCUGGCCAGCCUCCUUUGA